Molecule: messenger RNA, 1796 nt
Organism: Mauremys mutica (yellowpond turtle)
Lineage: Eukaryota; Metazoa; Chordata; Testudines; Geoemydidae
Product: perilipin-3-like
Exons: 9
Coding region: 588-1577 (329 amino acids)
Biological process (GO): positive regulation of triglyceride storage; lipid storage
Cellular component (GO): cytosol; lipid droplet
Source: RefSeq, a predicted model, not a curated record
UUUGUCACAUGACUAUCUUUAGCCAAUGAUAAGGUGGAAUUUUCUUGUCUAUUACAAGGUGUAAUUAUCUUGUAGGUUUUGAGGGUCAGGUUUUGAAAUAGUCAGAUAACAGAUGCUUGACUGGAGUUAAAGUAUCCCUUGAAUGGUGUUAAAGUAUCCCUUGAAUGAGAAUGGUGUAAAAUGCACAAAAUGUUAUCUUACAUGACUUCAGAGGGUGAAGAAUAAGACUAAUGGAAUAAUUUGUACACCUGUAGACCAUCCCGCCAAUGAUGAAAACAAACACAGUAUCACCCACUGGCAGUUUUGUAUCCCACAUGGACUGAUUAUUGAAUUAAUCUUGCUGAGUGAGAAGACUAGAGACCACUACAAGGGGGUGGCAGUCUGUAUCCAGUGUGAAUCCCAAGCUGCCAAUCACCUGGUUGUGGCAUGAACCGUCGCAUCAACUGGCUUCAAGUUUAAAAAUUGCCUUGCGUGAUGAUCGUUCACUUAAUUAGGAGUUAGUUAGGGAGAAAAAAGGAUGAGAAAUAGGUGUGUGUGAGAAGAAACAGGCUUAUGAGAGACUCCCAACAUUUAUAAUUGACUGCACCAUGUCCUCUAAGACGACCAAACUAGACGUUGCUUCCUCAGAGAACUGGGAACAGAAGAAGCAGUGUAACGUCUUGAAGAAACCGAGUGGCCUACCCUUUGUUAGCACUGUCUGUCACUUGGUUUCAACUAAAUAUACUUCCAUCAAAAAGAGACAUUUGUACAACAAAUCUUUGUGUACUGGAGAAGAGAAAGGAGUGAAGACCAUUAAUGAAGUUGCGGUCAGCAGUGUACAGCCAGUUCUGAAUACCCUGGAACCUCAACCUGCAACAGUAAACUGCAAGGGUCUAGAGUCAGUGGAGGAGAAGCUGCCGAUACUUUGUCAGACCGCUGAUCAGCUUGCUUCAGAUGUAAAGGACUUCAUGAGGUUUCCCAAAGGGAAGGGGGAAAAUGAUGCAGUGAUCAUAGGAGCGGUCGGCCUGACCAAAGAAGCCAUCCAGACCAAUAUGGAGACCCCCAAAUCAGCAGUGAUUAAUGUUAAACCUACAGUUUUUGCAGAAAGGCAUGGAAUGGCUUCUGCCCAGCGGCAGCAAGAUUAUGACAGUUACUGGGUGUGUUUGGGCUCCAUGAUGACCAAAUUCCAGCAAUGUGCUUACCAGCAUUCCCAGAGCAAGGUGAGGGAUGCCGGCCAAAGGCUCUGGGAGGCUCUUCAAACUAGUUCCCUGUUGCUGAAAUAUUGCAUCAUUGCCUUGAUUAAUACAAUCACCCAACCCCUGAAGACCAUCUACCAGAUCCUACUGGUUAUUAUUGAACACUUUCCCGUCAACUUUCAGGACAAGAUGCAACAAGUUUCCCAUACCACAGAAGUGCUCCAUGCUUCAGUCUCCACUCUUGAUUCCUUCCAAGAUCUGUCUAGACAAAUCCUCUCCCAAAUAUGGGAGAAAGUGACCAAGGAGGAGGAACAUAUGAAUGAGCUGCUGGAGUAUGUGGUGUACAGUACACCUCUCUGUUGGUUUGUGGGACCCUUCAAUGCUUUAAGAGGUAGAACAUAAGCAGACUCCACAGAAACUGCAGAAUAUGGAUAAGAAGGCGCACAUAACAAGUGACACUGCAGAAGUUUGGAAACUGUUACAGGACAGGACUUCUUGGUGGAGCUAAUUUAUUUGUAGAACUGUCAAGUUUGUCAAACGAAAGCUUUGAUCUUUGUGAACUCAGCUCUGAGAUUAGAGCUGAGUCUCAGAAUAGCCUGGAAGUAAGUAAAUAAAUCGGGU